Messenger RNA from Clonostachys byssicola, 411 nucleotides. The record is from the annotation of a GenBank genome assembly. NCBI's taxonomy places the organism in Eukaryota, Fungi, Ascomycota, Sordariomycetes, Hypocreales, Bionectriaceae.
AUGGCAACUCACUGGUUUAGUCUGACCAGCUUUCCAGAUGUUCAAGGGUUUUGGCAGGCAUUCCUGUAUUGGUUCGCGUAUUUCCGGGUCUUCAUGUUUAUCAUCAAGGCCACUGCUGUCUUCAUCAAAGCAUAUAAGCCUAUCGGUACAAGAGCCUACUCCAGCAAGCCCGAGAUCGCUGCACAUCUCAAGCACAACACAGAGAGGCUUCUAACCAAAUUAGAUUUGCCCAUCGUCCGUGGAGUCAAGCUACACUUGGUUUGGAGAACUGGAACACGUCAUAUCCUUAAAGCUGGUGUGUCACUCGUCAGCGUCAAGUUCAUGUUGGUCAAAGAGCCUGGAAGAUCAUUGGGAUACCAGGUCAAGUGGUUACUGAAGUGGGCAGGAAUAAAAUGUUUGGUUCAGUCAUAG